AUGUCCACAGAAAACAAGUAUAUGCUUGUAGAGGUGUGUCCACAUAAACCCAGUGAAAGGGCAACUGAUGAGGAAAUCCAGGCUUACCUGAAGUCGAUUAAGGCUGAUGAGAUGGCGCGGUGUUACAUUUUGGUAUCUAUGUCGAAUGUUCUGCAGAUUGCUGUGAAGGAACUUAUGAAUACUACUAUGGCAGGGGGGACCCUAGUAAAGGAUCGUGUUCUGAAGAUGAUUGGUCUUCUCGAUGAGCUAAAGAUCCUUGGAGCUGAAAUCCAUGGGUUUUUCUUGAACUACAACAUGAAUAAGCUCUUUUACUUAUUAAUAGAACUACUUAAAGAGCUUCAAGCAGCUAAGGGCCUCAUCAGGAAGCCAACUAUUACUCUUGUGACUAAAAAAGGUUCUACUUCUAGGCCAAAAGGCCGAAAGAAGUAG
Malania oleifera is the source of this 429-nucleotide messenger RNA. RefSeq lists its product as uncharacterized. Bases 1 to 429 code for a protein of 142 amino acids. The transcript has 3 exons. The record is from RefSeq and is a predicted model, not a curated record. Lineage: Eukaryota; Viridiplantae; Streptophyta; Magnoliopsida; Santalales; Ximeniaceae.